AUGACUGUUUAUACCGCAUCAACCACUGCACCUGUUAAUAUUGCUACCUUGAAAUAUUGGGGGAAAAGAGACAAAUCACUUAACUUACCAACAAACUCUUCUAUUUCAGUCACAUUAUCUCAAAAUGACUUGAGAACCUUGACUUCAGUUGCAACUAGUGAAUCAUUUACCGAAGACAAGUUAUGGCUUAAUGGGAAACAAGAAUCAAUCAAUUCACCAAGAACUAAAGCAUGUUUAGAUGAUUUGAAAAAAUUGAGAGUUGAAUUAGAAGAAAAAAAUUCUAGCUUACCAAAAUUAAGUCAAUGGGGGUUACACAUUGUCAGUGAAAAUAAUUUCCCAACCGCCGCUGGUUUAGCUUCAUCAGCUGCUGGUUUUGCUGCUUUGGUUGUAGCUAUAUCAAAAUUAUAUAAAUUACCUCAAGAUAUGUCAGAAAUUUCCAAGAUUGCCAGAAAAGGUAGUGGUUCUGCUUGCAGAUCAUUAUUUGGUGGUUAUGUUGCCUGGGAUAUGGGGGUUAAAGAAAAUGGUGAAGAUUCAAAAGCCAUCGAAGUUGCCCCAAUCAACCACUGGCCAAAUAUGAAGGCUGCUAUUUUAGUUGUUAGUGAUGAUAAAAAAGAUACUCCUUCAACUAGUGGGAUGCAGACUACUGUUGCCACCUCUGAUUUAUUCCAAUGGAGAAUCAAAGAAGUUGUUCCAAAAAGAUACGAAGAAAUGAAACAAUCAAUCUUAGAUAAGGAUUUUGCCAAAUUUGGUGACUUAACUAUGAAAGAUUCAAACUCUUUCCAUUCAGUUUGCUUGGAUUCGUCUCCUCCAAUUUUCUACUUGAAUGAUACUUCUAAAAAAAUUAUCAAAUUAAUCCAUGCUUUAAAUGAGCAAGAAGGUAAAAUAAUUGCUGCUUAUACCUUCGAUGCUGGCCCAAAUGCCGUGGUUUAUUAUGAAGAAGAAAAUGAAUCAAAAGUUUUAGGUUUAUUAUAUAAAUUUUUCAAUAAAGUAACUGGUUGGGAUAAAAUUGAUUCUUCAAAAUUGAUCACCGAUACUGAUAUAGUCACUGAUCCAGAAAUUUAUAAAGGUGUUUCAAGAAUUAUCUUAACCAAGGUUGGUGAUGGUCCUCAAGAUACUGAAGAAUCAUUGGUCAAUGAUCAAGGUUUACCCAAAUAA
Messenger RNA from Hyphopichia burtonii NRRL Y-1933, 1155 nucleotides. It is a transcript of the gene MVD, whose product is annotated as diphosphomevalonate decarboxylase. The transcript has 2 exons. Gene Ontology annotation, cellular component: cytosol. Bases 1 to 1155 code for a protein of 384 amino acids. The record is from RefSeq and is a predicted model, not a curated record. Gene Ontology annotation, molecular function: diphosphomevalonate decarboxylase activity; ATP binding. Gene Ontology annotation, biological process: isopentenyl diphosphate biosynthetic process, mevalonate pathway; isoprenoid biosynthetic process. NCBI's taxonomy places the organism in Eukaryota, Fungi, Ascomycota, Pichiomycetes, Serinales, Debaryomycetaceae.